Drosophila rhopaloa is the source of this 1938-nucleotide messenger RNA. RefSeq names its product RE1-silencing transcription factor. Gene Ontology annotation, cellular component: nucleus. Gene Ontology annotation, molecular function: RNA polymerase II transcription regulatory region sequence-specific DNA binding; DNA-binding transcription factor activity, RNA polymerase II-specific. The transcript is spliced from 3 exons. Lineage: Eukaryota; Metazoa; Arthropoda; Insecta; Diptera; Drosophilidae. The coding region runs from base 200 to 1690 and encodes 496 amino acids. Gene Ontology annotation, biological process: regulation of transcription by RNA polymerase II. The record is from RefSeq and is a predicted model, not a curated record.
UAUUCUGAACGAAAAGCGACGAUCUGUUGUUUAUAAAUAAAAAUUUAGUUAACUUAAAAACAUAAGUUCAUAGAAUUACUACACAAUCUUUGGUACUCCACUAAAAUGUGUGUGUCCUCCUAUUCGAAAAAUCAUCGAUGGUUUCGGCUGCAACUGUAAUAUCUCUGUUAUUGGUUGUGGUAUCAAUGGUUUCCUAGCGAUGCUUAGCGAGGAUCAGGGGUCGUCGGAGGAACCAGAUGGACCCUGCGCAGUCUGGAAAUACCGCUGUAGCGUCGCCAGAUGUCCUUACAGGACAAACAGGCCCUACAACCUGUGGCGUCACGAGGAGUCACACUCGAAUCCAAUAGAAUCUAAGCUGUACGGUUGUCCAGUUUGUGUCUACAGCACCGACAAGGUAUCCAACCUGAAGCGCCAUAUGUCCUCCAAGCAUCCAGGGGCCAAGGAUCGGCUGCCGGAGACCCCGCCUCUCGAUCGCACUGCCAAGAUACAGUGCCAGGUGAUGGGCUGCAGGUAUGAAACGAAUCGACCAUAUGACCUCAAGCGCCACAUAAUGGUGCACAACAACCCGGAGAAGAGCCACAGGACCUACAAGUGCUCAUUAUGCACCUACAGCUCCGAUAGGAAGGCCAAUCUCAAGCGGCACCACGAACUGCGGCACUCUGGCAUCGAGGAAGCCAUUCAAACCGCGGAGGAGUUGCGUCAGGAGUUGCUAAUGGAGGAACAGAUGCUGAAGGAGCAGAAGCUAAAGGAUCAGCUGCUAGAGAAGCAAAAUCUGAAGGAUCGCAAGCUAAAGGAACAGGAGCAGAACGAGCAAAAGGUUGAGGAUCAGAUUGUAGAGAUUCAGAUCAUGGAGGACCACCUAGAGUGCAAGGACAUCCAGCUGCGGUCAAAGGUCAAGGUCCCUCCGGCGUUGCCCAAAUCAAAAGAGAACCUGUUCAGCAGUUUAAUGGAGGACCUCGUCGGCGAAGAGCAGACGGAGGACUAUGUCUACGAACCAGUGCAGAAGGAGCAGCCGCCACUAAUUACCAUAUCCACUUGCAAACCGCAGAUAUUCCAGGGAGACAUUAACAAUAAACAAGUUAUUGCUGUCAACGUUAAUGGCCAGCUUCGGUGGUUUCAAUCAAUAGAUCCGCCGCCAGGAGCUCCUACAAAUCUGGAAUUGGCCGUAGAUAAGCAUGCACAGCAAGAAGUUAUCGCCCAGCAGCAAAUGGACGAGUUGGAUGAUGAGUUGGCCCUAUCCUUAGCCGAACAGGAUCAGCAGGAGGAAUUUCUUGUUGAAAUGCUCACCGAGGAAAAACAAUCCCCAGCGGAGAAACCAGAUAUGAAGGGUUUGACUUGGAGUUGGAGUACGCCGCAUGGCGUUCAUCAUAUUUCUACUGCAAAGUUAGAAGACCAGGAGUUUGUUAAGGAGUCUAAAACUGACGAUACGGAUGCUGACUUCCCCGAUUGGUGGGACGAUGGAAAAUACACAAAGAUGAAUAAAAACGAAAUCUUUAGGAAUCAACCUCGAAAACCUACACAGGCAAAUGUGCAGCGCAUCCUUCGCAUUAUUUAUGAUGUUUAUUACAAACCCUUUAAAGAAGACCGCAAGCAGUUCGAGACCUUUCAAAUUAAGGAUUCGUGGUUGUGCGCCACUCGCAUGACUCGCAUGCAGAUAAUUAAGGACAUGUACUCUAAGCAGGGCACAUAAAGUCCAAAAAAUUGUAAUCUUUGAACUACUUCGUAGGUUUUUGAGAACGGAAAUAUUGUUAGCUUUUUUAAUAUUGUAAAGUGUACGAGUUAAAUGGAUCGCGAAAAACUUGAAAUUUUUUACUUGAAUAUUAUAUAUUUUUAAUGUAAGUACAAUUGUAUGUAAAAAUUAUUAUAAGUUAUAACAAAUUCAGCAUGAGCCAGGUUGCCAAUAAUAAAUAAAUAGCUACACAAAUAUCACUUGUUAAA